Torulaspora delbrueckii is the source of this 1662-nucleotide messenger RNA. RefSeq lists its product as uncharacterized. NCBI's taxonomy places the organism in Eukaryota, Fungi, Ascomycota, Saccharomycetes, Saccharomycetales, Saccharomycetaceae. The record is from RefSeq and is a predicted model, not a curated record. The transcript has a single exon. Bases 1 to 1662 code for a protein of 553 amino acids.
AUGACAAAACAAAGCUACUUAGAUAUAGCCAAGGAGAAGAGAGCAGCCAGAGAUUCCAAAUUCAUUAAGGAAUGGCUUCUCAAGGCUGAUCAGCUCCCUGGAACAGGAGUUAAAGACGUGCUAAAUUGGCCGGUUUCUUCAGGGUUUCUCAGUGCCAAAGAGAUUGAGAUAACAGAAAGUGACUUUCCCACUUUAGCGAAACAUAUUAAGUCCAAGACCUGGACAGCCUACGAUGUAACAUCGGCCUUCUGUCACCGUGCAUCGAUUGCUCAUCAACUGGUGAACUGCUUAAGUGAGGUUUUUUUCGAGGAAGGACUAGCAAGAGCAAAGGAAUUGGAUGACAUCUAUGCCAGAACUGGAGAGCUGGUAGGGGCAUUCCAUGGUAUUCCUAUAUCUCUCAAGGAUAAUUUAAACGUGAAGGGACAAGCGACAACCAUUGGGUUUGUUGGCUUCAGCUUCAAUCCGGUUGAAUUUGAAGAAGAUUCGUGUCUUGUGUCUAUGUUAAGAGACAUGGGGGCGGUUUUCUCCUUUAAAACCAACGUACCUGUAGCAAUGAUGAUGCCCGACUCAAUCAACCACAUAUAUGGAGAGACGGUUAGCCCAUUCAACAGAGACUUGAGUAGCGGCGGUAGCUCAGGCGGCGAAUGUGCUCUUGGAGCACUUUUGGGGCGUAUAUACUGUGGUAUAGGCUCUGAUAUUGGUGGCUCGCUAAGAAUUCCUGCGGCUUUGCAGAACCUAUUCACCCUGAGACCUUCUUCCGGCAGGUUUCCAACACUUGGAAGCCGCUCUGGACUUCCAGGCCUGGAAUCUGUAGCUAGUGUCAACGGACCGAUCUCUACAACCUUAUCAAAUUUGGAAUUAUACUGCAAGACGCUGGUCAAUGAAGGCAAACCCUGGUUGCAUGACCCAAAAUGUCUAGAGAUCCCCUGGAGGGAUACUGAGCUCCCCGAAAAAUUGGUCUUUGGUGUUUUGAAGGAUGAUGGCGUGGUAAAGCCAUACCCAGCAAUUUCUAGAGCAAUCGAUACAACUAUAGCGAGCCUGAAGAAGGCUGGCCAUGAAGUGAUCGAGUGGGAACCUUUGAAUCAUGAACGCCUAACGGCCAUAGUUGGGGAGUUCUUUUUGAGUGAUGGUGGUAAACAUUGUAAAGAGUAUGCGGGUUUAACAGGUGAACCUUUCUUUGAAUAUAUGAAAAUGUACGAAACUGCGAAGAAUAUGGGUGUAGCAGAGUUAUGGGAUCUUCAAGUGGAGCGCACAAAGCUCUGUAAAGAAUAUUUAGAAAGGUGGAAUUCUACUGCCUACCAAACCUCAUCUGGAAGAGCCAUUGACGCAAUUAUUAUGCCAGUCAGCCCUUACUCUGGAGUUGAGGUCGGAAAAUUCUGUUACAUUGGCUACACCGCAGUUUUCAAUGCUUUAGAUUGGUCUGCAGGGGUAAUUCCAGUUACAAGGGCAGAUAAGGCCGUCGACGUUCAGGAUAAAUCUUACACACCUCGCAAUGUAAAAGACCAGGCCACUUACGAUUCAUUUGAAGCUGAAAAAAUUAAUGGAGGCGCUGCGGCUGUCCAAAUUGUUUGCAAGAAGCUUCAAGAGGAAAAGUGUGUAGCAAUAAUGAAAGUGGUAGCUAAGUUGUUGGGUACCGACACUUAUUGGAACAAAAGUUUGUGA